Molecule: messenger RNA, 846 nt
Organism: Paramecium tetraurelia
Lineage: Eukaryota; Ciliophora; Oligohymenophorea; Peniculida; Parameciidae
Exons: 4
Source: RefSeq, a predicted model, not a curated record
AUGAAAAUUCUACUUUUUGCACUCUCUAUCAUUUUAAUAAGUGGAAAUGAGUGUUCGUUAAAGAAAUAAACUUGCAAAGACCAAAAGACUAAAUAAUAAUGCAUUGGUACAGACUGGAAAGCUUCAUGGUGUCGUUGGGAAGAUUCUUGUUUUACUUACAGUUAUGCGUCUUGUUAUUACUCCUUUAGUGAAUAAGAGUGUUUAGAGAGGCCUGAUAAUGAAUGUUAUUGGUAAAAUGGGGAGUGCUUGACAAAUGAAGUUAAAUGUGAAAAUAUUAAGACCUAUGAAAAAUGUAGUCAUAUAUCAAAGGGGUAUACAGUAUCUUGUACAUGGAAGUAUGGGCGUUGUCUAAAUGUUGAGAAAUGUUCUGAAAUAACAGAUUUCAAAUAAUGCAGAAACGCUUAUAUGAAAGACAGAUGCCAGUAUGUUAUUAAUAACGUAGCUUCUGAUAAGGAGAAGGAGUAUAUCUUUGCUGCAGAUAUUUUUGAUUAUAACAGUUGCAGAAAUGAAGAUUGCGUAUUUAGCAUACAUUCUGAUUGUCCUGAAUUUAGAAAUGGAAGAAGAUGCUUCUUAAAAUCAGAAUUAUGCACAUAAUGUUCAUAUUAAACCAAUGCGUUUGAUUGUAUAUCCACCUAAAAAUGCACUUGGCAAAAUCAUGAAUGUUCAAAUAUUCUAUGUUCUCAAAUCACAAGUAAAAGAUUGUGUAAUGAAUUCAGCUAUUGCCAAUAUGAUUUUACUACUUAAAGUUGCUAGAUUAAAAAUAACGAUAAGAAAAGUCAUUGUUAUAAUUAUAACAUUCGAUCUGAUCCUGUAAAAACAAAAUAUAAUAGUUUCUUUGGUUUAUGA